Molecule: messenger RNA, 699 nt
Organism: Daldinia caldariorum
Lineage: Eukaryota; Fungi; Ascomycota; Sordariomycetes; Xylariales; Hypoxylaceae
Exons: 1
Coding region: 1-699 (232 amino acids)
Source: RefSeq, a predicted model, not a curated record
AUGCACGCCCACGCCAAAGCCAUCCUCCUCGCCGCGCUCCUCGCCGCCCACCAAGCGUCCGCCAGGACGGACCUGAGCGGGUGCGUGUCGUCGGCGACCGUGCGAUACGGCGGCGCGAGCCUCAUCUGGUACGUCCCGGACACCGGCGAGAUCUGCGACUUCCUCGACUGCGGCGGCGGCCGCGCGCCCCCCAAGACCACCGUCCCCGGAUGCGACGCCUACCAGGGCACCGCUACCUACUCCCCCAGCUUCCUGCCGGGCUUCGGUGCCGCCUCGGCGGCCACUCCUACUUCGACUGGGAACUCUGUCGUCGCCUCCGCUUCGGCCUCUACGUCUGCAUCUUCUUCUACUUCUUCUUCUGAGGAGAGUGGUGGUGAUGCUUCAUCUGGCUCUUCUUCGGUGGCGACGACAGCAGCAAGUUCGGCAAGCUCGGCAUCUAUCUCCAGCACGACAGCAGGUGGUGUGACUUCUCUUCCGACUAUUACCUCGGCUCCAAGUGUGACUGCGACGAUAGUAACAAGUACGGGCGGCGCGACGGAGAGCGGCUCUUCCGCGCCGUCCGGAAGCUCGCAGGGAGCCGAGUCUGCUAGCACUUCGAGCGCGAGUAGCGUCUCCGAGGCGGCAGCUGUGCCGACCGCGGCUGUGAAGGGUGCUAUGGGAGUAGCGGUUGGCUUGGUAGCGGGUAUAGCGAUGUUGUGA